Eptesicus fuscus (big brown bat) is the source of this 1961-nucleotide messenger RNA. It is a transcript of the gene WDR12, whose product is annotated as WD repeat domain 12. NCBI's taxonomy places the organism in Eukaryota, Metazoa, Chordata, Mammalia, Chiroptera, Vespertilionidae. Bases 398 to 1669 code for a protein of 423 amino acids. Gene Ontology annotation, biological process: maturation of LSU-rRNA from tricistronic rRNA transcript (SSU-rRNA, 5.8S rRNA, LSU-rRNA); maturation of 5.8S rRNA from tricistronic rRNA transcript (SSU-rRNA, 5.8S rRNA, LSU-rRNA); ribosome biogenesis. The transcript is spliced from 13 exons. Gene Ontology annotation, molecular function: protein binding. The record is from RefSeq and is a predicted model, not a curated record. Gene Ontology annotation, cellular component: PeBoW complex; preribosome, large subunit precursor.
AAUAUCGGAUCUAAAGACACCCGGUUAUAUAAUAAAAGAGAAGGCGAGAGAGAAGCAGAUUGGAAUUGGGCCUUUCUGUGUCUUCCUACUCGAUCACAGGCCUAAGUAGAUGAAAAGAAGUCCACCGAGAUUAAAGGGACGCGCUGCUGUCCUAAUCGAUGAUGCCUGAUCUGGGGAUCGGUAGUUGAUGUGUGCGGGCUGGGCCUCCGCGCAGGGCCGCCGCGUGGUCUGUCUGGCUUGCCGGAGCCCGGAGGGAAGGGAGCGGGGUCCCAGCCCGGUGCGGUCUAAGGGUGAGCUGCCUCUUUCUGUGAACCUCAGGGACCGGAGCUCUGAAGAGGGGGUUGUCUGACUGUUACCCCGAGCGUUUCUGUGGGCAAGCUCGGUGUGCAGCCCCGCGAUGGCCCAGCUCCAGGCACGCUUCUUCACCGACAACACCAAAUAUGCAAUAGACGAUGUUCCCUUCUCAAUCCCUGCAGCUUCUGAAAUUGCUGACCUUAGUAACAUCAUUAAUAAGUUGCUGGAGGCUAAAAAUGAGUUCCACAAACAUGUGGAGUUUGAUUUCCUUGUCAAGGGCCAGUUUCUACGAAUGCCCUUACUCAAACAUAUGGAACUGGAAAACAUCUCGUCGGAAGAGGUUGUGGUACUAGAAUACGUGGAGAAGUACACUGCACCUCAGCCAGAGCAAUGCUUAUUCCAUGAUGACUGGAUCAGCUCAAUCCAAGGGGCAGAGGAAUGGAUCUUGACUGGUUCUUAUGAUAAGACUUCUCGGAUCUGGACCUUGGGAGGAAAGUCGAUAAUGACGAUUGUGGGACAUACAGACGUCGUAAAAGAUGUGGCCUGGGUGAAAAGAGACAACCUGUCUUGCCUACUGCUGAGUGCCUCUAUGGACCAGACUAUCCUCUUAUGGGAGUGGAACGUGGAGAGAAACAAGGUGAAAGCCCUGCAUUGCUGCAGAGGCCACGCUGGGAGUGUGGACUCCAUAGCUGUUGACGGCACAGGAACUAAAUUUUGCAGUGGCUCCUGGGAUAAGAUGCUAAAGAUCUGGUCUACAGUCCCUACAGAUGAAGAAGAUGAAAUGGAGGAAUCCACAAAUCGACCAAGAAAGAAACAGAAAACAGAGCAAUUGGGACUAACAAGGACGCCCAUCAUGACCCUGUCUGGUCAUAAAGAAGCAAUUUCCUCGGUUUUGUGGUCAGAUGAUGAAGAAAUCUGCAGUGCAUCCUGGGACCACACAAUCAGAGUAUGGGAUGUUGAAUCUGGCAGUCUUAAGUCAACCUUGACAGGAAAUAAAGUAUUUAAUUGUAUCUCCUACUCUUCACUUUGUAAACGUUUAGCAUCUGGAAGUACAGAUAGGCAUAUCAGACUGUGGGAUCCCAGGACUAAAGAUGGUUCUUUGGUGUCACUGUCCCUAACCUCACAUACCGGCUGGGUCACGGCAGUAAAGUGGUCUCCUAUCCAUGAGCAGCAGCUGAUUUCAGGUUCUUUAGAUAACAUUGUCAAGCUGUGGGAUACAAGGAGUUGUAAGGCUCCUCUCUAUGAUUUGGCUGCUCAUGAAGACAAAGUUCUAAGUGUGGACUGGACAGACACUGGGUUUCUUCUGAGUGGAGGAGCAGACAAUAAGUUGUAUUCCUACAGAUAUUCACCUACCUCUUCCCAUGUGGGGGCAUGAAAGUGAAUGAUAAACUUGACUACAGAGAUUCUGUAAAUGUAAUUGAUAGAGAAUCCUCAGAUUACAUCAGUGCAGAUCACCCUUGAUAAUAGUUAUUACUUUCUUUUUCUUUAUUUUGUAUUUAUUGUAUAAUAGUGUGCAUUUAUAAAAUAUAAAAUGUGGCUUGCAUUCUCUACCUUAUGUAAACUCUUGAAAUAAAACCGAGUUUAUUAUUUCUUUUUAAAGGUAUUAGUUUGAAUUAAGAUUUUCUUUUGAAAUGCUAUAAAAGCAUAUAUUAAAAAUACAGUACUUG